Messenger RNA from Penicillium alfredii, 2277 nucleotides. RefSeq lists its product as uncharacterized. Gene Ontology annotation, biological process: sister chromatid cohesion. The transcript has 4 exons. Gene Ontology annotation, molecular function: DNA binding; protein binding; ATP hydrolysis activity. The coding region runs from base 1 to 2277 and encodes 758 amino acids. NCBI's taxonomy places the organism in Eukaryota, Fungi, Ascomycota, Eurotiomycetes, Eurotiales, Aspergillaceae. Gene Ontology annotation, cellular component: chromosome; cohesin complex; nucleus. The record is from RefSeq and is a predicted model, not a curated record.
AUGCGAACGGAGUUGGAAGAGAAGCUUCAGGUUGUGCUGCGCAAAUUACUUGAAGCCGAUGACGGAAAGAAACAGAACGAGCGAGAGAUUCGAGCCAAGGAAUUGAUUUCGACCCUGAAGCGCAUCUUUCCUGGUGUCAAGGGCCGCGUCAGUGACCUUUGCCGGCCCAAGCAGAAGAAAUACUCUGAAGCGGUCAGCACAGUGCUCGGACGGCACUUCGACGCCAUUGUGGUCGAUAACGAAAAGACCGCCAAGGAAUGUAUCCAGCAUCUUCGCGACCAACGAGCGGGCCAGGCGACGUUUAUCCCCCUCGAGACUAUUCAAGUCAAGGCAUUCAAUUCGAGCUUGAAGGGUAUGCAUCGGGCAAUGCGUCCCGCGAUUGAAACUGUUGAUUACGAUGACUCGGUUUCGCGCGCGAUUAUCUACGCUUGCGGGAACUCAAUUGUUUGUGAUGACCUGGCAACUGCCAAAUAUCUGUGCUAUGAACGAAACGUGGACGCCAAGGCCGUCACCCUGGAUGGUACAGUUAUCCACAAGGGUGGUCUUAUGACUGGUGGUCGUGGCAAUCAGCAAAACUCCAAGCGUUGGGAAGACUCGGAAGUCGAGAACCUUUACAAGUUGAAGGAGAGGCUCAUGGGUGAUCUCGCAAACCUCCCUAAGAGCCAUCGUCGAGGCUCUGAAGAGGAGACACUACAGGGCGAACUGGUUGGUCUUGAGCAGCGAUUAACCUAUGCUCGAGAUGAGCUGAAGGCCCUGGAACGCAACCUGGAGAGCCAGCGGAGCCAGCUCGACUUCGUCAAGCGCCAGAUGGAAGACCUGCGGCCCAAAUAUACUGAACGAAAGGAGACCCUGGACGAACUGGACGAGACUAUCGAGACGUCUCAGGCUUCCGUCAGCACUGUGGAAGAUGAGAUCUACCGCGAGUUCUGCAAGCGCUUGGGGUAUGACAACAUACGGGAAUAUGAGGCGCACCAAGGUUCUCUGCUGGAAGAGGCUUCGCAAAAGAAGCUCGAGUUCACUACGCAAAAGAGCCGCAUCGAGAACCAGCUCAGCUUCGAAAAGCAGCGUAUUCAGGCCACAGAUGACCGAGUCAACGGUCUGAAAGCCCAGUACGAGCGUGACAUGAGCCUGAUUGAAGAACUUAAGGGCCAGCAGGACGAAAUCCGUAACCAACUGGAUGAAUUCAGUGCUGAACUUGACCUACUGCGAGAGGCUCUCGAGCACCAGAAAGAGAUCUAUGGUCAGUCGGCUGAGAAACUGGCGGAGCAGCGCAGGGAACUCCAAAAGCGCAGCAAGCAUGUCGAAGCAGCUUUGAAGAAUGUCAAUACCCUCGAAGCCGAGAUUCAGCGAAAUUCAUCUAGUCGCUAUGCUCUCCUACGACGGUGCAAACUUGAAGAUAUCGACCUCCCUCUUACCGACUCCUCCAAUGCACUCGACAAGUUGCCCAUUGACGACCUCGUGCAGGCCGCGGAUCCUGACGCCAUGGAUGUCGACGGCGCUGAUGGAGAAGAUGAUGAGGCUCCUGUGGUGCAAGACUAUGGGAUUGAGGUCGAUUUCGACUCUCUAGGCGAGACUCUUAAAGAGGAGGCCGACGACAAGCUUGAAGAAGAACUUCUUGAAAAGGUUCGCGUUCUCAACGGCGAGCUGGACAAGAUGGCCCCGAAUGCUCGGGCCAUGGAGCGCCUGGAGAGCGUCGAGAACAAGCUCCGUGGCACCGAAAAGGACUUUGAAACUGCACGGAAGCAGGCUCGUAAGGCCAAGGAGGAGUUUGAGGCUGUCAUGAAAAAGCGCUCCGACCUUUUCAACAAGGCCUUCACGCACAUAUCCGAGCAGAUCGGCCCAAUCUACCGCGAACUGACGCGCAGCUCGAAUUACCCGCUGGGUGGACAAGCGUAUCUGGAUAUCGAAGACUCGGACGAGCCCUACCUCGACGGUAUCAAAUACCACGCGAUGCCUCCGCUGAAACGGUUCCGAGACAUGGAGCACUUGUCGGGUGGUGAAAAGACCAUGGCCGCACUUGCUCUGCUUUUUGCCAUUCACUCGUACCAGCCGUCGCCAUUCUUUGUGCUGGACGAGGUUGACGCUGCUCUCGACAACACCAACGUGGCUCGCAUUGCCAACUACAUCCAUGACCACGCCGCGCCUGGUAUGCAAUUCAUUGUGAUCAGUUUGAAGACCGGGUUGUUCCAGAACAGUGAGGCUCUGGUGGGCAUCUUUCGAGACCAAGUUGAGAACAGCAGCAAAUCUUUGACGCUUGAUCUUCGGAAGUACACAUAA